AUGAAGAUGGUGAAGUUUGUAGUGCCUGACACCGUUCUGGACAUGGCACGUUCAUCUGUCCAUGAUGCGUACAAGGGCUGUGUUCCAGCGAUGUUGACGAAGGUGAAGGUGAACCUGAACGAUGAGAUUACAGCCAAUAUGGACGACUUUGGAAGUCAAUUUGGAACUGAAAAUUGUUUUGAAAUUGAAACAUGCUAUGGUGCCUCUGUGGAAAAAUAUACGAUCAUGGGGUCACUUGAGGCAGAGAUUUUGAUCCCUCCUUAUGAGAAAUUUAAAAUUGAGGAAGUGAAAAAUAGAAACACAGUCAAAGACCUGUGGUGCAAAGUUGUUUUCAAACUGAAAAGUGCAACAUAUCUAAGUGAUCUGAACUGUACUUUAGUGUAA
Messenger RNA from Oncorhynchus masou masou (cherry salmon), 384 nucleotides. Its product is annotated as ecto-ADP-ribosyltransferase 4-like. Gene Ontology annotation, molecular function: NAD+-protein-arginine ADP-ribosyltransferase activity; NAD+ poly-ADP-ribosyltransferase activity. The coding region runs from base 1 to 384 and encodes 127 amino acids. The transcript is spliced from 3 exons. NCBI's taxonomy places the organism in Eukaryota, Metazoa, Chordata, Actinopteri, Salmoniformes, Salmonidae. The record is from RefSeq and is a predicted model, not a curated record.